CUCUCUUACUCAUCAUAAUACACUCUGCUUUUUCCUCUUUCUUCUCUCACUCUUACUCUGUCUUUCUUCAUCAGACCAAAAACAAACCCUAAUUUCUCAGCUCGAUUUCUCUCUUACUCCAUUUCUCAAUCCUUCACAAAAUGCACCAACUUCCAUUUCCGAGAUCGUAAAAAAGCUUGUGGUACUUUCUGAUAAUAGAGAGGGAAAAAACGAGAGAGAGAGAAAACACAAAAUGCUGGAAGCUCCGGUGAACAAGUCAAGCAUCCUCAAUGGAGGAGGAGGAGGAUUCUCUCAGCUACAGAGUUGCUUCGGCGAUUGCAGUAGCGAAGAAGAAUUGUCAGUGUUGCCACGUCAUACCAAAGUUGUCGUUACUGGAAACAACCGUACCAAAUCUGUUCUCGUCGGUCUUCAAGGCGUCGUUAAGAAAGCCGUCGGACUCGGUGGUUGGCAUUGGCUGGUUUUGACUAAUGGAAUUGAAGUGAAGUUGCAGAGGAAUGCGCUUAGUGUUCUUGAACAUCCUACAGGGAACGAAGAAGACAAUGAUCUUGAAGUCGACCAUUCUACACAGUGGAAUCAUCCCUCCGAUAUGACAACUGAGGACACUUUGAAGCCUCAUAAGUCGAAGAAGAGAGGACACAGAUCAUCGCGGUUAUCUCAAAAGGCUUUGUACAGGGAAGUUUCUUGUGACUCACACUCAAAAAUCUCGAGUAUUACUCCUCGUCUGAACAUGAAGGUUGAUCUUACCAAGUUGGAUAUGGCUGCAUUACUGAGAUAUUGGCGACAUUUUAACCUCGUGAGUUCAAAAGAAACAAUCUUAUGUUACUGAUUAUUGUGGAAGAGAGUGUUUUGUUUUUUACAACAGGUGAUUCAUUGAUCUCUUUUUCGUAUAGGUGGAUGCUCUUCCGAAUCCCACAAAGGAGCAACUAAUUGACAUUAUUCAGAGACACUUCAUGUCUCAGCAAAUGGAUGAGCUUCAGGUUAUUGUGGGAUUCGUUCAGGCUGCAACAGGAAUGAAGAAGGCUUGCCAAGUGGAAGACCAAAGAAGCCAGAAACACUGAUCCUUAACUGCAUCAGCUAAAUCUCCUUUAAUAGACUAACAAAUAUCUGCGCGGGUCACAUGUUUUAAUCAUUCCGCGGCUUAAAAAGUUUGGGUAAAUAGUUUAGCUCUCUCUCUUUUGGUAAACACUAGUAGUUGUUAUUGCUCUCUCAUGUAAUUAGGUCCAUCAAGAACAAAAUGAUAUGAAACAAAGAAAAUCUCUAAUGA
Arabidopsis thaliana (thale cress) is the source of this 1264-nucleotide messenger RNA. Its product is annotated as histone deacetylase complex subunit. The transcript has 5 exons. NCBI's taxonomy places the organism in Eukaryota, Viridiplantae, Streptophyta, Magnoliopsida, Brassicales, Brassicaceae. Gene Ontology annotation, cellular component: nucleus. Bases 233 to 826 code for a protein of 197 amino acids. The record is from RefSeq and is marked reviewed.